This is a messenger RNA of Racocetra persica, 176 nucleotides long. NCBI's taxonomy places the organism in Eukaryota, Fungi, Glomeromycota, Glomeromycetes, Diversisporales, Gigasporaceae. The record is from the annotation of a GenBank genome assembly.
AAGAUGAACUUAAUGAUUUACUUGAUCCAUCUGUUGAUAACAUACCAGAAUAUUUUAAUGAGGAUGAAUAUCUAGAAACAGAUGAAGAAAAAGAACUUGAGGAAGUGAUGCUGUCUAACUGGAUGAUUCUAUUAGGAAUAAGACUAAAUACAACUUUGACUGUUCUUUUGGCCUAG